Molecule: messenger RNA, 2126 nt
Organism: Chroicocephalus ridibundus (black-headed gull)
Lineage: Eukaryota; Metazoa; Chordata; Aves; Charadriiformes; Laridae
Gene: UFSP2
Product: UFM1 specific peptidase 2
Exons: 12
Coding region: 30-1475 (481 amino acids)
Source: RefSeq, a predicted model, not a curated record
GCGCGGGGGUGGGGAGGGGCGGGAGAGCGAUGCGGGCGGGCUCGGCUGCCGCCGCGGCGGGGAGGGACGUGGUAAUUCUAGAAGCUAUGGACGUACUCUUUAGAAUAAGGGGAGGCUUGGAUCUUGCAUUUCAGCUGGCAACUACUGAUGAGGCAUCAACAAAGAAGGCAUUAGGAUAUGUUUUCAGUGAUCUUGCUAACAAACUGUCCUCAGAUGUUCUUGUAUUGAGAAUUCGCCACAGUUCAGUCUAUGUGUGGCCUAACAGUGGUGUGAACACUGUUCCAGAGCUGACUGAUGAAUCCGCUUGUAAGGAGAUAAGACGAUUUAUACAAUUUGAUCAAGAUGAUGAGACCAAACGAAAGCUUGGCAAAAAAAAGGAUAAAAAGUUACAAGAUACGCAGCAGAUAGUCAAUGUAGACCUCAUGUUGGAAAUGACGUCUUCAUUAGCUGCUUUGGCUCCUGUCAUUGAAAGGGAAAAUAAGGAACACCACUACGUUAACAUGACAUUGCCAGUUGAUGUCGUUGUAUCUGUUUCUCCAGAAGAACCAUGGGGAAAGGUACAAAAUCUGCUGGUAAAAGCAAUUCACAGGCAAUUAACUGACAUGGAAAGAUGUAUCAUGAAAUACAUGAAGGGAACAUCAAUUGUGGUGCCAGAACAAUUUCAUUUCAUGUUACCAGGAAAAAAUCAUCUUGUAACAAUCUCGUAUCCUACGGGUAUUUCCGAUGAUCAACUGGAAAGUUACAGAAAGGAAUUGCAUGGGUUAUUCAAUCUGCCUUGUGACAGACCAUAUUUCAAGAGAGCAAAUGCUUAUCAUUUUCCAGAUGAACCAUAUAAAGAUGGAUAUCUGAGAAAUCCACAUUUACAUCUUAAUUCACCUGGUACGGAGUCUGGUAUGGUUUAUUUAGUACAUGGUGUGUAUAGUUACCACCACUAUAUGCAGGAUCGGAUUGACGACAGUGGCUGGGGCUGUGCCUAUCGGUCUUUGCAGACAAUCUGUUCUUGGUUCAGGCACCAAGGUUACGUUGAUAGGCCAGUACCGACACACAAGGAAAUUCAACAGGCCCUGGUGGAUGCUGGAGACAAGCCUGCGGCAUUUGUUGGGUCACGGCAAUGGAUUGGUUCCAUUGAGGUACAGCUUGUUUUGAAUCAGCUUUUUGGAAUAACGUCCAAAAUAUUAUUUGUCAGCCAGGGUUCCGAGCUAGCGUUGCAGGGAAGAGAGCUUGCUAAUCACUUCAAGACUGAAGGAACUCCGGUUAUGAUUGGUGGAGGUGUUUUGGCUCACACGAUAUUGGGAGUGGCGUGGAAUGAGAUUACAGGGCACAUAAAAUACUUGAUUCUAGACCCGCAUUACACUGGAGGAGAAGAUCUGCAUGUCGUUUUGGAGAAGGGCUGGUGUGGAUGGAAGGGGCCGGAGUUUUGGACCAAGGAUGCCUAUUAUAACCUGUGCCUACCUCAGCGACCAAAAACUAUUUGAAUUCCACUCUUAGGCUGGAACGUGCAAAGCCAGAAUGCUACCCGAUCUGCAUACAGCUGUCUUGUUAUUUAUUGGAGUAAUGCUCUAAGGCAAUCAAAACCCAGUUGAAAUAGAAAUGUUGCUUGAGUAAUUUAAAUUAAGAAAUUAUUUUAUUUUUUUUUAAAUGAAACCUGUAAAAAUAAGUUAGCUGCUGUGAACUGUAUUUCUUACAAAUACAUUUAUUAGGUAACUGAUACUCUCUGCUUUUGGCUAGGAUAUCUUCAUGUUUAUAUAGCAUUUUUUGUUAUGUUAAAUCUGUACAGAUUAAAUACCCAAAUCCUUUUAUUUAAUGGAAUUUUUUCUUGCUAAAAAGAUGAACUACCUUUCAAGUGCACCAUGAGUCUGUUCAAAGGCAUCAUUUGCUGCCGGUACGGUUGAUAAGAGCAUUUUAGAAUAACAGGAUUUUAGAAGAAGGGAGGAAAAUGGCUAUAUGUGCUGAAUUUUAUGAACUAUGUAAAUAUGAUUUAGGAAAAAAAUGUAAUUGUUUAUGCUUGUUUAUUUAUAGCUGUAUGAAUACAUCUAUUCUAGAGAAAAACCUACACCACAACGGUCUUCUGUAAGAAGUAAAAUAAAGGAGCUUUCCUUCUCUGCGGAAGGAGACACUGUACCAGA